CUCACUUCCACCACCUAUAUGUCUUCACAGAUAUGCGAAUCAAAGCUGAAACCCAUCUACUUGGUCUCGCUUCUGCAAAGUCUCGGAUGGGAGAGGUGCAUUGUCUUCACAUCAUCUGUGGAGCCUACACACCGUCUAUGCAACCUACUAAAUUUCUUUUCCGAUUUGCAACUGAAGAUCAAAGAGUAUUCAGGCCUUCAACGCCAAUCAGUAAGGAGUAAGACAUUGAAAGCAUUCAGAGAAGGUGACGUACAAGUUCUCGUUUCGUCGGAUGCAAUGACUCGUGGAAUGGACGUGGAAGGGGUGAAGAAUGUUGUAAAUUACGAUAUGUCCCCAUACAUCAAGACUUAUAUCCAUCCAGCUGGUCGUACGGCACGAGCUGGGCAAAGUGGCCGGUGCUUCAAUUUGUUGCGUAAAGAAGAGGUCAAGCGUUUCAAGAAGCUGUUGCAGAAAGCUGACAACAAUUCAUGCCCUGUUUAUUCUGUUCCUUCAAGUUCUAUCGAGUCCCUGCACACUACUUACACAUCUGUGCUGGAGAAAUUGAAAGAAGUAGUUGAAUCUGAGGCAUCAAAGAAGCGCAAGAUUGGAAUGAAGCCUCUACAAGCGAGGGAUCAGAAGAAACAACGCGAAAAGUAGAUUUCUAUGGUUAUCGGAUACGAAGACGUCUUGAUGAGGUAUUGCGAUUGUUUUGUGCAUAAUGCGAAGUUUAUUUUCUUUGUGCAGAAUUAUGGAGUCUUGCUCAUUCAAUUUCUUUUUCUGUUUUAGUAAACACCAGUACUUCUGUAAGGUAGUUGGGGUAUUUUUUGAGUUCUUGAGGUGUAAAACAUGAGGAAGAACAGAAACU
This is a messenger RNA of Punica granatum (pomegranate), 844 nucleotides long. The record is from RefSeq and is a predicted model, not a curated record. Lineage: Eukaryota; Viridiplantae; Streptophyta; Magnoliopsida; Myrtales; Lythraceae.